This is a messenger RNA of Aureobasidium pullulans EXF-150, 2581 nucleotides long. RefSeq lists its product as uncharacterized. Gene Ontology annotation, molecular function: exonuclease activity; nucleic acid binding. The transcript has a single exon. The coding region runs from base 57 to 2228 and encodes 723 amino acids. The record is from RefSeq and is a predicted model, not a curated record. Gene Ontology annotation, cellular component: nucleus. Lineage: Eukaryota; Fungi; Ascomycota; Dothideomycetes; Dothideales; Saccotheciaceae.
GAAAGCACUGCGACGUCACCAACCUACAACAAACCCUCGCGUAGUGAAUCGCAGUCAUGUCAGGAGGUGACAGCCACAGUCGUGGUCAGAAGCGCAAGCUCGACCAACAGGAUGGAAUGGAGCUACUAGGCACUGGCGCAACACUCGCACGCCUGAAUGGCGACGGCGACAGCAACCAAUACGCGGAUCCACCUGCGAUGCUUCAGGGCGGUACCAGCGACGAUGGCGGCGAGUGGACGACGGUCGACCGCAGCUCGAAACGCCACAAGAGGAGCAUACAGCAGAACUACCCUCAAAUCACACAUGCGCCGAACGCACGCCUUCAAUCAUUCGUCAAAAUCUCCGACCUUCAGAACCUUGUGCUCUAUCUGCUCGCUGAUGGCAGUGGCCCACAAUGGAUCAGCGUACGCCAUAAGAAAGAUAUCGAGCGUGUCGUUUGCCUAAUGGUCCCUGGCCUCGAAGCUGAUAUGUUCAACGCCAACAUCUCUCUGGACCCUCAGCAAACGAGUGCUGCAGUCGUGCCUGAAGCCAAGUCGGAAAAUGCAGAGACACCGCCUUCGAAGAAGCUCAAAAUUACCAUCUCGCCAGAUGACUACUACCCGGUUAAGCUCGUGUCGCCUAAACUACCCACGCCUCUUCAACCAUUCGCUGAGAUGUUCCCGCAUAUUUGGCCUGUCAAGACACCUGGAGAAUUCAACCGCAUGCACUCACCGCUACAAGCUCUGUUGACAUCGCCUCUACCCAAGGCAAAGGAUGAGAAAAAGAUCAAGGGCCCCAAGCCCCCAAGAGAAGGAGCGAAAUGGCAGAAUCAGAGGACACCCAUCACCGAGUUCCUGGCAACCAGAGAGGAGCUCACGGAUAAUGGAUACGCUAUCCAUCCCGCAUACUUGCGUACAGAAGCCGAGCGUGCGGCAGAGAAGGCCAGGCGCCACAAGCAUUGUCAAUCAGAAGAGGAUGGCUGGAUCAACCUGCCUGACAUCUCAACCCUCGAUGAGGGCAUCGUUCCGUCGGAUGAUAUCGAACAGGGCAGCAUUCUUCAGGGUCGUAAGGUUUUGACUGUUGAUUGUGAGAUGAUCACUACGUCGGUAGAGAGAUUCGCUCUUGCUCGUGUGUCAUUCAUCGAUUGGGAUGGCAAUGUUGUGCUUGAUGAGCUCGUCAAGCCUCCGGGCACUGUUACUGACUAUCUGACACAAUAUUCUGGCAUCACCAAGGAGAUGAUGGAAGGAGUGACUCAAACCCUCGAGGAACUGCAGGCUAAACUGAAAGACGUCCUUACGCCACGCACGAUUCUACUUGGUCACUCUCUCGACUCUGAUCUCCGCGCCCUUCGCAUGUCUUUCCCAUUCAUCGUCGAUACCACACUUAUAUACCCUCACCCCAAGGGUCCUCCCCAAAAGUCAUCGCUCAAGUGGCUCACCCAGAAGUACCUCUCUCGCGAGAUUCAGAACCGCGGUCCUCAAGGUCACGACAGUGUCGAAGACGCCAAAGCUUGUCUUGAUCUUGUUAAGCAGAAGUGCGAAAAGGGCAAGAUGUGGGGAACCUCCGAAGCUACAAGCGAGAGCAUCUUCAAGCGCCUGAGCCGUGCCGGUCUCGAAGAAGAUAGAGAUGAGGGCGGCAUGCUUGCUGAGGAAGAGCAGAAAGUCGGUCGUACAGGCGCUGUAGUCGACUGGGGUGACCCGAAGCGCGGAUUCGGCUCUGCAGCUACAUGCACUGUAGCAUGUGAGAGCGAUGCCGACGUGGUUGCAGGGAUCGACCGUACGAUCAACGGCACUCGGGAUGACGAAGAGAAUGCUGAGCAUAUACCCGCUGGCGGCUGCGACUUUGUAUGGGCGCGUCUGAGAGAGCUCGAGGCCUUGCGCGGCUGGUGGACCCGCACGACUUCCGCGGACGCAGCAGCACGCCUCGCCUCAACCCUAGCCACCAACGGCGCCUCAGAAGGCGAAAACAUCAGCACCUCCUCCCUCGCCGAUGCCGUCUCACGCACCACAGCAUCAGUAAAAGCCAUCUACGACUCCCUACCCCCCAAAACCGCCUUCAUCGUCUACUCCGGCGGCGGCGACCCCACCGAAAUGCGUCGUCUGCAGAGUAUGCAACAACAAUACAAACGCGACUUCCAAACCAUGAAAUGGGAUGAAUUACCUAUCAAAUGGACGGAUGUGGAAGAGCAAGAACUCAAAAGGGCCGCUAUGAAGGCUAGAAGUGGUGUUGGGUUUGUGGUUUGUAAAUAGGGAAGGUACGAUGAGAAGAGGAAAGAGCGGGCUUUGCUGGGUGGCAGAGGGGUGAGAAAAGUAGCUGGUGUAACGCAAAGUUGCUUUCGAUGUUGAUGAAAAGUCCCAGUGAGAGUGGUGGAUUCUUGGCCUUUCUGUAGAGGUUGAGCGAGGUCUGGAUUCAUUUGUGCUUUGUUGAUAGUGAUAUUUCAGGGAUGACGGGACGCGGAGAAGCGACCUUUGCUGGCCUGUUCUACCUAUCACUGAUGUUUUCAUUCUUUGUCCAUACUGUUACCAAUCAUUCGAGGUAGCAAGAUGAGUGCGCAAACGCCCAAGCAACCCAAUCCACCAAGAAUGUGAUGACUUAUUACAAA